UUUCGACCAGAGGCGGAUGAGGCCACGUGAUCACAAUUCCCCCCACCCCUCCCAACUCUGCUACUUCAGAGACCCUACUUGAGCUUCCCCCCCAACGACGCUUCCCUCUAAAGAAUGGGGGAAAGAGCAGAGAACCCAGCGGGCGGAACGGAAAGAGCGAGGUCAUGUGUCCUACUCGGACACUAUCGGGGCUGCCCGCAUCCUGUCGAAACAGGGAGCCCCGGUCCCGUAUGGCCCGGACAUUGUUGCCAGGGACCGUUUCCGGUCGGACGCUCUCACUGGGUUCCCUAGGAUGCGGGCGCGUCGGGCCAAGCACGGGGUGGAGCAUCAUGGCGACAGCGGUUAUUAUCCUGAGGCCUUUGCGCCGAGGCGCCGCCUGGGCGGGGAAGCGGCUCCUGUCGGAGGCUGGAGGCCUGAGACGCGGCUGGUGGCGGCAGGCGCAGGUGGGAGAGGUGGAGAUCGAGCCCCGCGUGGGAGACGCACUCUGGGGACCCUUUCCCGCCCCUCUCCGCCGAGACAGUCAUAGGCCAGCGCCCCAGCCGGGCCGCUGCCCCAGCCUGUCACCCCCGCCGGAGAGAGACCGUCUUUGCCGGACGGAGAUUCUUCCAGGGGCCCGUCUCCCUGCCAUUGAAGCCUCCUGUCCACCGCCCCGGUCUUUCCCCUGCAGGAGCCCCGCCCCCACCCCUUCCCGGUGUAAACCUGCGGCCCGCGGGGUUGGGCGCACUCGGGCCUCGCACCCUCUCGCAUCCCCCUGCCUGGGUGGAGGGGGUCGGGCCGCGCUGCCAUUGAGCCCUGUCCAGUCGCUGUUCUAGAAUGUGCAGGUCAGGUGAAGCCCUAUUAGCGACAGGGCUGAAGACAAACACUAACCUGCCCCAGGUAUCCCUUUCCUCAAACACUGCUAACUGCAGCACUGCAACAUGUCAGGACGCCUGCUGCCCAGACGUUGCCCUUACUAGCAUCAGCCCGAAACACAGCUAUGGAGCUCAUGGCUAAACAGUGCCUGAUGUGACCCACUUCUUAGAUGCCUUCUGUCCAUACAGACAAUCCCAAACAGGUGUUUGGAAAAUUAACUCUUUUCAGAAGAGGGCUUGCACUCUCAGCAGUGUCUUAUUUGAGUUAUGAAGCUUACCACUCUAUUUCUCACUCUGCUGUGGUUCAUGCUAGCAUCAAAGUUGAGGAAAUCAUAGAGCAAGCAGACUACCUGUAUGGGAGUGGAGAAACUGAAAAGCUCUAUCAAUUGCUGACCCAGCACAAAAACAGUGAGGAUGCGGAGAUACUAUGGCGUCUAGCACGGGCCUCACGUGAUCUAGCCCAACUCAGUAGCACCUCUGCAGAGGAGAAAAAGCAACUGGUUUAUGAAGCUCUUGAAUAUGCAAAGAAGGCACUGGAGAAAAAUGAGUCAAAUUUUGCAGUACACAAGUGGUAUGCAAUCUGCAUCAGUGAUGUUGGAGAUUAUGAAGGAAUCAAGACUAAAAUUGCAAAUGCGUAUGUUAUCAAAGAACACUUCCAGAAAGCCAUUGAACUGAAUCCUAAAGAUGCUACCUCAAUUCACCUUAUGGGCAUUUGGUGUUACGCAUUUGCUGAAAUGCCAUGGUACCAAAGCAAAAUAGCGGCAAUGCUAUUUGCAACACCACCAACCUCCACCUAUGAAGAGGCCCUAAGUUACUUUCACAAGGCUGAAGAAGCUGAUCCAAACUUCUACAGCAAAAACUUGCUGCUUUUGGGGAAGACAUACUUGAAGUUAAAAAACAAAAAGAUGGCCCUCUUGUGGCUAACAAAAACCAGGGAUUAUCCGGCACAUACAGAGGAGGAUAAACAGGUACAAAAAGAAGCUGUGGAAUUACUCAAUUCUAUAUGACAAGAACUAAACUAUUAAGAAGAAACUACAUUAAAUGUGACUAAAGCACAGGACAAAAUACCCAGCGCUUGUUCUACUGUGGCUGUUAUUAAAAUUGAACUUAAUGUCACCUUACCACUGUAUAUCUUUACUAAAAAGCUGUUUUCAACUACUAGAUACAUAUGAUGUAAACUGUAGAAGAAUGUAAUUUCUAUAAAAAGAUAUACUGAACAGCAAGAAACUGUUCUCAAACUGUGCUCUGCAGAAUGACUCAUUGUUCUCAGAAUAUAGUGGGGAAAUUUCAUUUAAUAUUUGGCUAGGUGCUGCAUGGACAGACAUAGAUGUUAUCUCUGCUGAUGCAUGUGGGCACACAGGCCUAAGAAAACCUACAGUAUAUGAAGUAUGGAAGAGAAACAAUCAGAUAUAAAAUGUGUAUAAAAUUGAGUAAAUACUAAUUUUCCCACAGCUCUGUCAUCAUAUGGUAGCUUACUGUCCGUGGCCCUCUCAAAGUGAGGGGAGGGAAGAAACUAAUAGCCUUACAUGCAUCAGGAAGGACAUUUCUAGGCAUGGUGUGGAAGAAAGCAUUAAGCAUGAGCCUCUCAUGACCUUGGUGCUUGCGAGGAGGAAGGAGCUGGAAGAAGCACAAUGAUGAAGAGGCAAAAAUGGAUAAUGAAGAGAACAGAAUUGUGAAGGGCUUUGAGAAUGGUCCACUGAAUAAAAGAACUGGAGAAGCACUGACAAAAGCUUGUACAUGUCUCAGGGGGACCUUAGAUUUAACCUAUUUGAUUAUGUUCCCCACUGUACACCUCCGCUUUUGCGCAUCAUGCCCAUCCAGUACAAAAACCCUGGUUUUGACUCAAAAUUCAGUGUAUCAUAUGUUUAGUUUUUUUGUACUAAAAAAAAAUAUGACUAA
Messenger RNA from Chelonia mydas (Green sea turtle), 2750 nucleotides. RefSeq names its product regulator of microtubule dynamics 1 (gene RMDN1). The record is from RefSeq and is a predicted model, not a curated record. Gene Ontology annotation, cellular component: mitotic spindle pole; spindle microtubule; cytoplasm. Gene Ontology annotation, molecular function: microtubule binding. The transcript has 10 exons. NCBI's taxonomy places the organism in Eukaryota, Metazoa, Chordata, Testudines, Cheloniidae. Bases 1022 to 1858 code for a protein of 278 amino acids.